GUUCAAUAUCACUAUAGGCAGGAGUUUUAGCAAUUCAGAAAUUUCCCUGACCGACGAAGACGAGUCGGUUCAAGACGCACCACUGUCGGCCACUGAGAGUCACGAUGAACCUGACCUAUAUGAUGAAUGGGCACGCCUUGGUACAGACGGACCAAGGCCUAGCUAUUUCGCCGGAAGCACGCCCGCAAGAUUUCGAUCACCGAGUUCAGAACCGUCCCGGUCCGUACCAAACCUCAAUCCUGGCAAUGACUGGUUGAUAUGUUCCGGCGACAGAGACAAAGACAUUACCGUUCAUCUCAACCUUGAUGCGGGCCUGGAUAUAAGCCAUGAUUUGGAGCGCCUGGCUCGACUAAGCCGACUGGGCUAUUUUCACCAAGCAAUCCGGAUGUUUGAGGAACGUCUCGCCCCCCACGUCGAUUUCUUCCCCGUCGUGGGCGAAUACACAGACCUUCUCCUGGAGCAAGGAAGUUUCGGGCAUCUCCAUAAAUUCGUAUCUAGUCGCCUGUCUGACCCUCACGUGAAGUACUCUCGUGAUGAGGUUCUUUUACUGAAGGUCAUCAGAUCUCUUGCGGAGAUCUAUACCAAAGGAGCAGUGAUACCGGCAUUGGAAAUGACUACAAAGGCAAUGAAACAUAUCACAAAGAAACUCAACAGGCAUUCUUCCCCGUUUAGACACCCCACCGGUACUCAGAUCCAAUUGAUGGAGGCCUGCGUGCGCAUCAUCGCAUAUGCGGCCGCACACUCAAACUUCCUUGAGAGUGAACCUUUCCAGUCCCUUUUGUAUUGGUCGUUUCCCGGUGAGAAAAUACCAGAGAGGGAAAGCAAGGACCACGAGCAUCGUGGUGUACCACGCCAUUCAACAUACCCCCGCAUGGUUUCGACCUUGAAUCCCUACCCAUACCACCGCAAAUCUCCGCCCUUUGGCUACCCCCACGCCGCACCAGCUAGGGACAAUGUGCCUCGGCGGGAUUAUCCUCAAAUCGGACCUUGGUAUCGGCUCCUAAUCAAAGGGGGCUUUGUAUGGGAAUCACAUCGACUCUUGCGCGCCAUAUUACCUUUGUUUGGAUGCAAAAAUGAUGGGCAUUUUGUCGACGAUCGUGGUUUCGAGGAAUUCGCCCAGCUCGAUGACAUAUCCAAAGCUGGGGACCUGUUUGUCCAGUCCGAAGCUGCUGCGACGGGUAACGAGCAAGCGCUUUUGACAGAUUUCGCGAAUGCAGCUCUGCUUGCGCGCUUCCUAGAUGAUGAAUCUGCUCGCAAGACUGUCCGUGCGGCCCGUAGUCAAUUUUACAAGAAGGCACAUUCCCUAGCUUCGGCCAUACUUUCAACACACCCGCAUUUGAUUAAAAGCCGACCAUAUCUGGAUUGGGCAUUGUAUGAGAGCACCCGGGGAGUAUCCGCAGGUUCGCCGGUCAAUCAGCAAAGACCGAUUGCAGUGAGAUCGUCGCACGAUAUCUUCAGCGGGUCGCGAUCUUUUCAACGAAACCAGUCGAUAGGAGAGGACGCAGAAGUAACACAGACGCUAAGCGAUACCUUCCGAUACGGGGCCCUCGAUACCAUCUCUGCAAGCGCCAAAGAGCUCGGAGACUAUCAUCUCGAGAAGUCGGUGCUCCAGGAAGUUUACCAACUCUCUCGCGACUUUGACCAAAAGCUUCAGACGGUGCAGACCAUGGCGCGCUUACAUCAUGACACGCUGCAAGAUGCCUCGGGUUACCUACAAUGCUUAGUCGACGAAUUUUGGCUGCUUGAUUCCGGCGAUCCCAGCAGCCGUCAAGGGAUGCGCAAAGACCUUCACCAUCGCCUAGCUGAAGUUAACAGCGUCUUCCCUUGCCGCUUCGAUUACGAUGAAGCAUUGCGUCAUGACACUGCUAUUGUCUUCUUUGACAAUCCAUUGUUGAAGUGGAUGGAAAGGAGAGUUUCACACCUUCUCCUGAAAAGCUUGGGCCAAGAUGUAGAAGCCGAACUAGCGAGGGUGCAACUGCCCAGUGUUGAACGCUCUCUACCGAAACAUAUUUCCUCUCAGUUAAAUGCAGCAGUGCAUCACGAACACAAGACUCAUAAUGAUGCAGCCACUCCAAAAGGGGUGAUAGAGGAGAAAAGCGACCGACCCAGUCGCUGGGAUUCAAUUCGGAAACCAUUUGACCAAACCCAAGCACGUCGUGCGAUCUUACCAGAAAGCUAUCAUACGACAGACGAAGUGGUUGGAAACAUGGAGAAAUUGAUCCAACAGAACCGAAUUAUGCAAAAGAAUAAAAAGAAAGUUGUCGAGCAGUCCGUCGAGAUAGAUCGCAAGUCAAGGGAAGUUGAAAACUACGCGCAAUUGCUGCACGAGGGAAAAUUGGCGGAGUCCGAGAGCGGGCGGAGAAGCGCAGAGAAUAGAGCAAACGCAGGUGGAGAAGCACCUUGGGCGAGGCAGCAGUUACUUACACUGAAGGACCCCAUGGGCCGAAAAUUCCUAUUGCCCUUUGAUCAGUGUCGUACCUUCACGGCAUUUCAGCGCCUUUUGCAGGAGGUCUUACUUGAGGAUGCUAUUCUUUCGCCCCAUGUUCUGAACAGCAAUUAUGAGCUCACUGGCCCUGACGACAGUCCAAUAUCACCCCAGGAUUGGGACUCGGUUGCUCAACCGGGCUCAACAAUCACGAUGUACCCCAAACCCGAAGCCAAUUCGUGGCAGAAACCGUCUCAGACGCUGGAGGAUGAUGGCUCUGAAAGUACGGCUUCUUGGGAAACUGAUACAAAAUCGGCCGACGAGGGUGCUGUAAAAUCCGCUGAACAUCCAACUAUCAAGCAAGAUACGGUUGCCAAGGUCGAUGAUGGAGAAGACUAGUCGAGGAGACGUUUACAACCCACAAUAUGUAUGAUGGUCUUGUUUCAGCGACAGCACUGCCUUUGCUUCUAUGGGCUCCAGCUGUUUGCAC
This is a messenger RNA of Aspergillus candidus, 2915 nucleotides long. RefSeq lists its product as uncharacterized. The transcript has 3 exons. The coding region runs from base 386 to 2824 and encodes 812 amino acids. NCBI's taxonomy places the organism in Eukaryota, Fungi, Ascomycota, Eurotiomycetes, Eurotiales, Aspergillaceae. The record is from RefSeq and is a predicted model, not a curated record.